UACAAAAAACAGGGAGAGAAUUCAUUAGCAAUUAUAAAUUAUACUCUUGCAUUGAGAUGCAGGCCUACAGAUGAUGACAUAUAUUUCAAGAGAGCUACGAUCUAUGAUGAAGAAGGUGAUUUAAUAAUGGCUAUAGAUGAUUAUUCCAAAAGCAUUUACUAUAACCCCCGAAGAACAGAUGCACUUAUGAAGCAUGGACUAUAUUACUUUAAUAAAUCAACUUGGUCGGUUGCUAUUAAUGAUUUUACAGAUGUGAUUAAAAUAGAUCCAAGCAAUGCAGAGGCAAGAACGUUUCGAGGAAGAGCAUAUUUAAAACAAGAGGACUACAAAAAGGCAGCUGCUGAUUUCUCUGCUGCAAUUCACUUGGACCCUUGCAAUUGGCUGGCAUUCUACUACAGAGGUUGUAUUUUGAGAAAGAUUGAUCCAAAGCAAGCUCUUCGGGACUUCAGCAUUUCUGUUCUUCUCAAUGAUGAUUAUGAAAAUCUUAGUAGUUUCUUUCACCGUGGCAUCUUGUAUUCAGAAAUGAAACAGUGGAUAUUGGCAAUGUGUGAUUUCGAAAGUGUAGUGGCUUUGGACAGGUUUCUUACUUUGCCUUAUAUAAAUAUUGGACUGAUCAUGCUGUUACAUUUGGAUCGUUAUUUUGAAUCUAUUGGACAGUUCACUAGUGCCAUUCAGAUGGAUCCUUUAGAUACCAGGCCAUAUUUGUGCAGAGCUCAAGCAUAUCAUAAGAUUCACAAGUUGAAGGAUUCAUUGAAAGAUAUUACUAGAGCCAUUCAUCUCCAGCCGAACUCACCCCAUUUAUACCUAUUAAGGGGACAAUAUUUGCUAGAUAUGAAGAAUUAUGAACUGGCAAGUUUCUGCAUACACCAAGUAGCAGAAAUGGGCCAAGGAUCCUUUGAAUGUUCCAUUGUUCAAGAAGCACUUGUUCAGUCAUUUUGUCAAAAUCAUAGUAAGGCCAUUGAGUGUGCACUGACAGCUACAAAGAAGCAACCUGAUCCUUCCACGUUUGUUCUUCUGGGGAAAAUCCAAAUGAAAGCCAAAAAGCACAAGGAUGCUUUGGCUAGUUUUAAAGAAGCACUGAGGCUGCUUAAGGGCACUGCAAAAGCUGUGCCAAGUAUAUUUGAGGCUGCAGAAAUGUAUUAUUUUAUGGGCCAGUGCUACAUGGAACAAGUUUCUUUAAUAGAGGCUUGUGAUGCUUUUUCCACUGCUGUCAAACUGUAUCCGUGUUAUGCUGAUGCAUUUUAUGAGCGAGGACUAUGCAGAAUGCAACUCCAGCAAGAAAAAUGCAUAUUAGAUUUCAACAAAGUGCUUGCUAUUUCACCAAAUCAUUUUCAGGCAUAUUUAAGUCGUGCUGCUUUCUUUGGAAGUAAGGGGAGAUACUCAAAAGCAAUAAUGAACUGUACUGAGGCCAUCAAAAUUCAUCCUAAGAGCGUGAGAGCCCAUCUCUACAGAGGAGCACUGAAAAUUUUCAAUAAGACUUACAAAAAUGCCGUUGAAGAUUUAACUAAAACUAUAGAACUGGACAAUAUUUGCAUUUUGGCUUAUUAUAACAGGGGAGUCUGUCACCAUCAGAUGAAGGACUACAAAAAUGCUUUGAAAGAUUACAGUAUUACUCUUCUUCUUGAACCAAACAAGGACAUGGUCUUGAAAGUGUUGGUUAACCGGGCUCUGGUCUAUGCUGAACUGGAUCAGUAUGCUAAUUCAUUGGAGGACUUUAUAGAGGCAGCAUUGAGUAAACCAAAAGACUGUAAACUGUUCAAAGCUCUUGGAAUCUGCUAUCACAGGCUUCAAAAGUACGAAGAAGCUGUGAAGUCAUUUUCUACAUUGCUUAAAUUAAAUCCUUUUUCUCUGGAUGGCUACAUUGGACGAGGGAAUGCACACAUGGAAUAUGGUCAUCAGGCUGGUUCAAAACAGGCCCAGAAAGAUUUCUUGAAAGCAAUACACUUAAAUCCAUUAUGUAUAAAGGCCAGACUUUGCUUAGGAUACAAUUUACAGGGUCUUGGAAAGUUUCAAAAAGCUUGGCACCAGUUUUCAGCAGUGAUUCACGUUGAUCCACAAUGUCAUAUUGCUUAUGAUGGGCGUGCUAUAGUUUGUCUUCAGAUGGGUGAUACGUUUGCUGCCUUUCAAGAUAUAAAUACUGCACUAAAGCUUACUACCAGUGCAGAACUCCUUACAAAUCGAGGUGUCAUUAACCAGUUUAUGGGAUAUUUAAGCUAUGCCAUGAAAGACUAUCAGCAGGCAAUCACUUUUGAUCCUGACUAUGCGUUAGCAUAUUUCAAUGCAGCAAAUAUUUACUUCCUUAACAGGCAAUUUUCACAGGCAAAAGACUACUAUUCCAAGGCACUCACUCUUGAUGCAAAAAAUGAAUCUGCAUUCUUGAAUCGAGCUAUUACAAAUACACUACUGAGAAACUUUGAGGAAGCAAAAGCAGAUUUUGAGAAGGCAGCAUGUCUUAGCCCUUUCUCUGCAGCAGUAUAUUAUAACAGAGCAAACCUCUACAACACAUUAAAACAAUAUGAACAAGCUGAGGAGGACAUUUCAAAAGCUCUCGCAAUUCAGUCUUAUGAUCCCCUGAUGUAUAAACUUAGAGCUGAUAUUCGUGGCAAACUGGGUUUGAUCAAAGAAGCUAUUGCUGAUUACAAGAAAGCUAUCAGUAUCCAAGAAUUUAUCUUCACAGGGUGA
Molecule: messenger RNA, 2682 nt
Organism: Euleptes europaea (tarantolino)
Lineage: Eukaryota; Metazoa; Chordata; Lepidosauria; Squamata; Sphaerodactylidae
Gene: TTC6
Product: tetratricopeptide repeat domain 6
Exons: 19
Coding region: 127-2682 (851 amino acids)
Molecular function (GO): protein binding
Source: RefSeq, a predicted model, not a curated record